Racocetra persica is the source of this 1083-nucleotide messenger RNA. The record is from the annotation of a GenBank genome assembly. NCBI's taxonomy places the organism in Eukaryota, Fungi, Glomeromycota, Glomeromycetes, Diversisporales, Gigasporaceae.
UUGCCGAACUAAAACAAAAAAACAUCAAAUUAAAAGAAGAAUUACAAAUAGAAAGAGAAGAAUUUAAGAAGUUUCAGGAUAAAAGUGUAGAAUACCAGAAAAAGCGGGAAGAUAAAAUAAAAGCAUUAGAAGAACAAAUAGUUCAGAAAUUAAAAGAAAAACAGGAGACGUCCGACUUUAAAAAAUCUGUAGAAAAUCAUAACAAGGAGCAAAAAAAAGAUCAAGAAUUAACUAGUUUUUGUAAAUUGAAUAAUGAUGACUUUUAUUUAAUCUUGCAAAAUUUAAAAAAAGAUCGUUCAACUCUAUAUAAUUGCCUUUUAGUUAAUCGUCAAUUUUGCCGUUUGACCGUGCCUUUGAUUUGGGAUGACCCUUUUUUUAGGUUGGGCGAUUCGGGACAAGAAUCUAAUAAAUUACCUCCCGAAGUAAAAAACAAAAUUGAACCAACCAAUGCUUCGCAAAAAAAUACCUUAUUCCCUUAUCCUGAUUAUUUGAAGUGUUUUGACAAUCGACAAGCAUUUAAAUACGUUAGUAAUUGGUGCAAAGAAAAAGGAAUAAAAGAAGAAAAAUUGCAUUUUGAAACUUCACGGGUCAUUCAGGGAAUACUGCUUUGUUUAGGAAAAAAUAUCGAAAUGCAAGUGUCCAAACAAGUUGAGAAACUUCACCGAGUUGAGAUUGAUUUUUACGACAAUAUACCGGCGAGUUACCAAAUUUUUUUUCAAAAUUUAAUAGAAGAUCGACCUAAAUCAGAACAAUUUAGACUAGAAAAUGUCGAGUCUGUGCCAUUAAUGACAUCCUCAAUUUUAUGCCGAUUAGAGUUAUAUAACGUAAGGUUUACUAAAGAAAAUCUCCAAAAUCUCAGCAAUCUACCUAGUUUAAAGAUUUUAAUAAUCAGCAAAACUAGAAAAGAAAAGAUUUAUCCUCUAAAAAAGUGUUGCUUACCAAGUUUACAGAAAUUGGAAUUGUUAGAAAAUUAUACUGGAUUGGACGAGUUUUUUCUGGAUAACAUCCAAGCAGAGGCAUUAAAAACUUUGGCUAUUUGUAAUAUUGAACAAAUUUUCGAGCCAAACACAUUUAGCCAAAAAA